This is a messenger RNA of Metarhizium acridum CQMa 102, 513 nucleotides long. NCBI's taxonomy places the organism in Eukaryota, Fungi, Ascomycota, Sordariomycetes, Hypocreales, Clavicipitaceae. The record is from RefSeq and is a predicted model, not a curated record.
AUGGCACAAUAUCGCACCCAGACUUCCCCGCCAAUAGACGACGACCAAUUCCAUCCGCCAUCAUCAGUAACCAAAGACUCGUCACCCCAUCUACUCCAGCUUCGGACCCGUAGUCCCUGGCUUGACGCCGACGCCAAGAACAACCAAGACCCGGACGACCAAGAACGGCGCCGUGCUCCAAAACACCAGGUGAUCGUCCAGUGUCCAAGCCGACAGACGAGCCCAGCUCGCCCACCCGCCCACGGCCUGGGCCGCCGAGUGGCAGAAGGCGACGUCGCUGACCAGCAUGCCGGCGCACAGGAGCCGCCAGAGCCGCACGUCGUCGCAGGCACGCAUCACCACGGCCUCGACAAACGCAAAGUACAGCCAGGCGCCGCCCAGCGAAGUGUACAAGAAGGUCGACCCCGCGGCGAAGGCGCCCCCGUGCCGCGUCAUGGUCGACAGGUACGCCUCGGGCGCGCGGAACACCAUGAUGGCCCCGUUUACCGCAAACAGAGGCUCGACGACGGUUAA